AUGGCUUUGAACACAGAAACCAGCCAACCUACUACCGCCCCCACUACUGUGGAGGAAGAACAGCACCAACAAACAGAACAAGUAGCCAAUCCCCAGCACGAUGUGGAGGCUGGCCACACCCCUGUCUCCUCAGAACAAGUGAGGUCUGACCAGCAAGACCCGCCCCCUGCUUCUGAACCCACCUCUGUUGCAGACCCUGAUACCCAGAAAGACGACCCACCAGUGGGCCAACUGACAGUGAUCAGCGAAAAGAUGGAAAUAAGUAAUGGCGUUUGUCCUAACGCUAUAGAGGUUUCACCUCCUGCCUCCACACGCUCUUCUCCUCCACGCCAGCAGCACGCCAAACCUGGACACGGCCCCGCCCACCACCUGAACGGGCGCGCCCGCCUCGGAAGCCGCUCGAGCUCGGUGAGCCACGUGGGCUCCCCGCGCCCGUCUUUGACCCGACAGCCCAGCGCUGCCACGGACCCGGCAGGAGACGGGUCCAAACCCAACGAUUACCUCAUUCUGGCCAUCUUGGCCUGCUUCUGUCCUGUGUGGCCAAUCAACAUUGUGGGACUGACGUUCUCUGUGAUGUCUCGUAACAGCCUGCAGCAGGGGAACGUGGACGGAGCCCGUCGCCUGGGACGAAACGCAAAGGUCCUGUCAAUCGUCUCACUGGUGGGCGGGUUCCUCAUCAUCGCCGCUGCCAUCGUCAUCAACUGGGGACGUGAGUGUCCUGUUACUGGGAUCUGGGUCUGA
Molecule: messenger RNA, 741 nt
Organism: Chanos chanos (milkfish)
Lineage: Eukaryota; Metazoa; Chordata; Actinopteri; Gonorynchiformes; Chanidae
Product: proline-rich transmembrane protein 2
Exons: 3
Coding region: 1-741 (246 amino acids)
Cellular component (GO): membrane
Source: RefSeq, a predicted model, not a curated record